UGGUGAACUAUGUGCCUGUCGGGACACGCCCCUGCUGACUGCUCCUGUGGCUCCUCCCACAGGCCCCUGUAUAAAGGAGACCUGCGGCCUGAAGAUCGGCCUCAGUCUCCAGGACCUUGUAUGAUAGACACUCACUCCUGGUUCCUUCUUCCAGUCAAUAAAAGCCGAUAUCUCGCCUACGUCUCAGUGUGAGUUAUUGAUGGUGCAUCAAUUUUAUUGACUGGAAGUUUUAAAACAUGGAACCCGUUUUGCGUCCGGACCGGUUGGAUUUGGACCCUCAAGACCCUGACGCAGCUCUCACUUUUGAACACUGGCUUGCAUGCUUCCAAUCGUACUUGGCGGAGCUUCGUGCGACUGAACCCGCCGUUAUGCACAGAAUCCUACUCUCGAGGGUCUCCUCCAAAGUUUACUCCUUUAUCCGGGACCUGCCGACCUACGAAGGGGCACUGGACGCCCUCAAACGACAGUACCUGCGGCCGGUGAACACCGUCUACGCAAGACAUCGCUUAGCUACCCGGCAACAGCGGCCUGGCGAAUCGUGCGCUGAGUUUCUCCGAGCACUACAGACACUCGUCCGAGCUUGUGACUGCAAGACGCUCACGGCAGAACAGCAUGCGGAGCUGCUGGUGCGAGACGCCUUUGUGACGGGACUGAGGUCAGUGUACAUGCGCCAGCGGCUGCUGGAGAACUCGGAUCUUACCUUAAGCUCGGCGAUAGAGAAGGCCAACGCUCUAGAAGCUGCGCGGCAUAACGCCGACGCUGUCCAGUCGCGCGAUUCCCCGCCGGUUUCGUGGACGCCUCAGACCCCGCCACCGCCGGCUCCCGGGAGCGAAUUCGCCAACGCCGCCGCCAGUCGCGAUUCCACGAGCUCCCCGACCCAGACCACGGCUGUGGCCCGUAAGCAACUCGUGCUUUGUUAUUUCUGUGGCCAAAAGAAACAUCCUCGACAACGCUGUCCAGCGCGAGAAGCGACCUGCUCCAGCUGCGGAAAGCGGGGCCACUUCGCCAAGGUCUGUAAGUCUCAACCUCGAGCGGAGUGCAGCGCUGCGGGUGAAACGUGGGGGCCGCCAUCUUGUAUGCCGGGAUGUGGGCGGCCAUCUUUGUCGACGUCAGCACGCCCCGCCCCCGAUCCUCGGAUGCUGACCGGGUACCCCGGAGAGCCGAGCACAAGCCCUUGGAGGGCCCAGGUGGUUGUUGUUCGGACUGGGCAGAAAAAUAGGAUGGUGGUGGACUAUAGUCAAACCAUCAAUAGGUUUACGCAGCUUGACGCAUACCCCCUACCCCGCAUCGCGGAUAUGGUCAACCAGAUUGCUCAGUAUAAGGUGUACUCGACAAUAGAUCUGAAAUCCGCUUAUCACCAGCUCCCCAUCUGCCCAGAGGACCGCCCCUACACCGCCUUCGAGGCGGGCGGCCGGCUCUAUCACUUCCUGCGCGUCCCUUUCGGUGUCACGAAUGGUGUCUCUGUCUUCCAGAGGGAAAUGGACCGGAUGGUGGACCAGUACCAACUGCAGGCCACAUUUCCCUAUCUGGAUAACAUCACCAUCUGUGGUCAUGACAGGCCAGAUCACGACGCCAACCUCCAACGGUUUCUCCAAGUGGCCGCAGCUCUGAACCUUACUUAUAACAGGGACAAGUGUGUUUUUGGUACCACCCGCCUUGCUAUACUUGGGUAUGUCGUGGAAAACGGGGUUAUUGGGCCUGAUCCCGAACGUAUGCGCCCCCUGUUAGAGCUCCCUCUUCCCACCACUCUCAAGGCCCUCAGACGGUGCCUGGGGUUUUUUUCCUAUUACGCCCAAUGGGUCCCCCAUUACGCAGACAAGGCUCGCCCCCUGGUCAAGUCUACCUCGUUUCCCCUCUCUGCUGAGGCCUGCGCGGCCUUCAACUGCAUUAAAGCGGACAUUGCCAAAGCUACGAUGCAUGCAGUGGACGAGACCGCUCCCUUCCAAGUGGAGUGUGAUGCCUCCGAUUUCGCUCUGGCUGCUACCCUUAAUCAGGAAGGCAGACCAGUAGCAUUCUUUUCUCGCACCCUCCAAGGCUCUGAAAUUCGGCACUCCGCGGUGGAGAAAGAAGCCCAGGCCAUAGUGGAGGCUGUUAGGCACUGGAGGCACUAUCUUGCUGGCAAAAGAUUCACUGUGCUGACCGACCAGCGCUCGGUUGCGUUCCUGUUCAGCAACCAACAGCGGGGCAAGAUCAAAAAUGAUAAGCUUUUGCGGUGGAGGAUAGAACUCUCCACCUACACCUAUGAUAUCCUGUACCGGCCUGGCAGACUCAAUGAGCCCCCUGAUGCCCUAUCCCGGGGAACAUGUGCUAGCACACAGCUCGACCAGCUGUACGCCCUUCAUGCACAACUUUGCCAUCCGGGGGUCACCCGAUUUUACCAUUUUGUGAAAGCUCGGAACCUGCCGUACUCCCUGGAGGACAUCAGGACGAUGACCAGGGACUGCCAAAUUUGUGCCGAGUGCAAACCGCACUUCUACUGUCCUGACACGGCACAACUUGUCAAGGCCACCCGCCCUUUUGAACGCCUGAGUGUUGACUUUAAGGGCCCCCUUCCCUCCACUGACCGCAAUGUCUAUUUUCUCAGUGUUAUUGACGAGUUCUCACGGAUCCCCUUUGCCAUCCCCUGCCCCGACACCACUGCCACGUCCGUCAUAAAAGCCCUGCGCCAGCUCUUCACUCUGUUCGGGUAUCCCUGCUAUAUCCACAGUGAUAGAGGGUCCUCCUUUAUGAGUGAGGAGCUGCGCCAGUACUUGCUAGCUAGGGGCAUUGCUACCAGUCGGACCACGAGUUAUAAUCCCCGGGGUAAUGGCCAGGUAGAGCGGGAGAAUGCCACAGUGUGGAAGGCCACACUUUUAGCCCUCAAGUCCAAAGGGUUGCCGGUCUCUCGAUGGCAGGAGGUCCUCCCUGAGGCACUGCACUCUAUCCGCUCUCUGUUAUGUACGUCCACCAAUGCCACCCCUCACGAACGCCUAUUCUCUUUUCCCAGGAAGUCUGUCACUGGGACCACCCUACCAGUUUGGCUGACGUCCCCGGGGCCAGUGCUGCUCCGGAAACAUGUGAGGAGCAAUAAAUACUCCCCACUGGUGGAGAGGGUUCACCUUCUCCAUGCGAACCCCCAGUAUGCUUACGUGGUCUUACCUGAUGGGCGGGAGGACACGGUCUCCAUCCGCGACCUGGCACCCGCAGGUGCAGCAGACCACUACCCUGAAGGCUCUCCGGUAACUGUGAACCCUGCACCAGAGGUGGCACCGUACUCACCAGGCCCUACACAGACUCCUCACGACACUUGUAUACCGGGCGUUUCGUACGCAUUUAUACCAGGCGCCUCGCACAUGCAUGAGGGAUCACCGGCGCCUAGUGGGCAAGAACACGCGCAACCCCCGUCCCCUGUGCAAUCGCCAAUGUUGCCGGCACCUAUGCGGUCACAGCCGGUGCUAUGUAGAUCGCAGCGACAGAUUCGACCGCCUGAUCGGCUUGACUUGUAAGAACCUUCGCUACAUGAGGACUUUUUCAAACGAAGGGGGGGUGAAUGUGGUGAACUAUGUGCCUGUCGGGACACGCCCCUGCUGACUGCUCCUGUGGCUCCUCCCACAGGCCCCUGUAUAAAGGAGACCUGCGGCCUGAAGA
Molecule: messenger RNA, 3627 nt
Organism: Hypanus sabinus (Atlantic stingray)
Lineage: Eukaryota; Metazoa; Chordata; Chondrichthyes; Myliobatiformes; Dasyatidae
Exons: 2
Coding region: 237-3485 (1082 amino acids)
Biological process (GO): DNA integration
Molecular function (GO): zinc ion binding; nucleic acid binding
Source: RefSeq, a predicted model, not a curated record